AUUUCGAUUUGACAGUUUUUUUAUAGUUAACACGACUCCUAUCUCAAUUCCUUAAUCUAACUUGCGGCAACAUUUCAUGAAAUAAUUUACAUAGGUAACCAUCAAUCAACGAAUGUAAUAUAUAUAAUAAUAAAUGAAUUUUAAAGGUUAUUUGCUAUUUAGGGGUUAAUGACUACUCUUUCUCCAAUCGUCCAAGUUAUUACUUCUUUAAUAAUAGUCGCAUUCGAGUAAAGCAAAAUUCGACCAACAACGAGCGCUUUUAGCUAAAAACACCGGCGCAUUCCGUCCCCGCAAAAUCGCCACUGCCGCCGUGAGAUUUCCAGCUUCAGUUUUCAAUUGGUGGCUGAGAUUUCUUGUGGCUUCUAGCUGCUUUAAUUUAUCGGCGUGGCGCAACAUUGCCGCGGCCGCCGUGAGAUUUUUUGAUUGAAUUUUUUUGUGGUGGCAGAAAUAUCUUUUUUAUUUUUUUUCAAUCAGCCCGACGAUGGAAACCCUAGGAGCGAAUUCUGCAGCUGAAGAUUCCGGGGCAUUGCAGCACGGGUGCGAGCAUUACAGGAGAAGAUGCAAGCUGAGAGCGCCUUGUUGCGAUCAGAUUUUUACGUGCCGUCACUGUCACAACGAAGCCACGAGUACUUUGAGCAACCCGAAAGAUAGACACGAGAUCGUUCGCCAUGAAGUUAAGCAAGUUGUUUGUGCAAUAUGUAAUACUGAACAACAGGUGUCCAAUCUCUGUUCCAAUUGUGGCGUCAAAUUUGGUGAAUACUUCUGCAACAUAUGCAAAUUCUAUGAUGAUGAUACCAGUAAAGAGCAGUUUCAUUGCAAUGACUGUGGCAUUUGUAGAGUUGGCGGUCGCGAAAACUUCUUUCAUUGCAGCAAGUGUGGAUCUUGCUAUUCUGUUGGUUUACGUAAUAAUCACAAAUGUGUAGAGAACUCAAUGAAGAACCACUGUCCUAUCUGUUAUGAGUUUCUUUUCGACUCAACCCAACAGACUACAAUUAUGAAAUGCGGGCACACAAUGCAUGCAGAGUGUUAUAACGAGUUGUUCAACCAAAACCAGUAUCGUUGUCCAAUCUGUUCCAAGUCGGUGUUCAAUAUGUCUAGUAGUUGGGAAAGAUUAGAUGAGGAGAUUGCAGCGACUGCAAUGCCUGAGGAAUACUGCUAUGAAGUAAGUUCAUCGUCCACUUCUUAAUGACAUUGUCUUAUGUUACAUUGUGUGGAAGAUAAUUGAUAUCAAUCAGGUUGAAAAUCUCUGCAACGAUUGCAACAAUACCAGCAAGACGUUCUUCCACAUAUUUGGCCACAAGUGCCAACACUGUAAUUCCUACAAUACACGCGUGAUAACAAGUGGGGAGAAUCGGCAAACAUAGCUCAGUCACGCCGAGCAUAUUUUUCGCUGGAUUAGCAAAAUUAUUACUUCUUCAUGGGGAUUUUGAUCCAUCGUUGCGAUGUUUACCAA
Molecule: messenger RNA, 1453 nt
Organism: Salvia miltiorrhiza (redroot sage)
Lineage: Eukaryota; Viridiplantae; Streptophyta; Magnoliopsida; Lamiales; Lamiaceae
Product: E3 ubiquitin-protein ligase MIEL1-like
Exons: 12
Coding region: 482-1186 (234 amino acids)
Biological process (GO): protein ubiquitination; ubiquitin-dependent protein catabolic process
Cellular component (GO): nucleus
Molecular function (GO): ubiquitin protein ligase activity; zinc ion binding
Source: RefSeq, a predicted model, not a curated record